AUGGGUGCAUUCGGCGAAAUGCGUCAUACACCGUCACCAGCAUCAACCACUCAAAAGUUGCGAGUCGAUAUGAGCAGUUCGGGAUCAAGUCCAAUUUCAAAAGUGGAGACACCCAUUUUACCGUCAAGCUCAAUGUCACAGCACCCGCCAACUGCGUUUCCAAGAGGAUCCCAGAGCUACACGUCGUCUCGUUCGAUUCCUCAUCGAAUCGAUAUGUCCAAUCGAUCAUCGACAAAUUCACAGCGUCCAUUGUUACCUCCUCCUCCGCAAGAUCGUCCCGUUCGGUUUCAGGCAAAUAAUGGAUAUCUUCAGAAGCUUUCCGACGUCUACUCACAGAGCGGGGAUACUGUAGAGUUUGCCAAGAACCUCAGCGACUAUGUUAAUGAGAAAAUUCCGUAUCAAAUCAGCAUAGCCGUCCUCUCCUGCUUCAGUCUUCUCGCCUUUCUUCUCAUCAUAUUCGGUCUUCUGAAUGCUCCAUUCUGUGCCGUUCAACCAAUGAUACCAAUCUGGUUGAUUGUCGAAGGAGUUCUUUUCAUCAUUUCCGCAACGUUUCGCAUCUAUUUCCUGAUUCCAACACCGCGAAGAACCGCCUAUCGUAGACAACAGAGACAGUUGGGUGCCAGUUUGUUGUGUAAGGGAUUGGAGGUCCUGUUCGCGUUGGCCAAUGUUGUAUGGCUUAUUUUGGGAUGCGUCUGGGUGUACGGCUCAAAAGCGUUCGUCCAUUUCAACGAGGGAAUGUUCGAGAGGCAUUAUUGUGAUCCAAUGAUCUAUUGGUCCGCGUUUUUCGCAUGUACCGCGUUUUUGAUAUUCUACUGUAUCAUCAUUUUCCUUGUUAUCUGUCUGCUGAUCGUUGGCUCAGUUAAAGAGAAUUCGUCACAGGAUCAGAAUCUUGAUUAA
Molecule: messenger RNA, 897 nt
Organism: Caenorhabditis briggsae
Lineage: Eukaryota; Metazoa; Nematoda; Chromadorea; Rhabditida; Rhabditidae
Exons: 7
Coding region: 1-897 (298 amino acids)
Source: RefSeq, a predicted model, not a curated record